UACGUGAUAAAAAUUCAAGACAAUGUGUUUGAUAGCCAAGAUUAUAACUUGGAUCAUGUGUUAUAUUUACAAAUUUUGCGUAAAGGCAGACCCUGGUUUGAUUAAAUGAGCAAGAAUGAAAUAGGGAGUUACGCCUCCGCAGAAAAGGCAAAACCACAGAAUCGCGAGGCGCGGUGGUUCUCCUCUACUGGCGAUUCACUUCGAUUGUAGCCCACCCUUGAAAGAUGAGUUCUACGCAACAAGGUAGCAAUGAUAUCGGACGUGGUAGAGUUAACAAAAGUGACAAGACACGCCGUUGUUGGUCGUUGAAGGAGGAAGAAAUCCUCCUUGCAUCUCUCAAAGAAAUUGUUGCACAAGGGUGGAGAUACGGCAAUGGUUUUAAGCCUGGCUACUUGAAGAGGUUAGAAGAAGCCAUGAAAAAGAAAUUUCCAACUACAGAUCUUAAGGACGUUCCCCAUAUCAACUCGAAGCUUACUACGUGGAAGAAGAAUUACCACUCUCUCAUGAGGAUGCUCAGGCGAGAUGGUGUAAGCUUCAAUUUGAAAGGGACUCACAUGAUUGAUUGUGACAACGAUCAAUGGGAGCAAAUCGUCAAGCUUGAUAGCAAUGCUAGGCUCAUGCGCUAUAAAUCAUGGCCAUUGUUGGAUGAUUGGAAAGAAAUCUUCGGCAAGGAACGAGCAACUGGGCCAUUUUUGGAUGAUUGGAAAGAAUUCUUCGGCAAGGAUCAAGCAACCGGACAGAAGGCCGAGGAUGUUAAAGAAGCUGUUAAUGAGAUAUUACCCGAGGAGAACUUAGCAGAUGCAGGUGUAGCUGAUGCAUAUCAUGUCAACAUAGAAGACAUGGUCGAAAACAGCCCACCAGUAGAUAGUGUUUGUCAAAGUGAGCAAGGUGAUCAGCAAGCCAACAAGAAAGAUGCAGGUGUAGCUGAUGCCUAUCAUGUCAACAUAGAAGACGAAAACAGCCCACCAGUAGAUAGUGUUUGCCAAAGUGAGCAAGGUGAUCAGCAAGCCAACAAGAAACGCAAGAUUAUUGAUGGUAUGCAGGCUGUGUGUGAGCUACUCGGUGAUAUGCAUCGGAAUAUAAAUGCUAGACAUGAAACUUUGGCAAGUCGAAUUGGGCACGAGUUUGAGUUAGGGAAGGCAAGGAAGGAGUUGUUCAAUCUCUUAAGCAAUAUACCCGGCCUAUCCCUAGAUGACAAAUUCGAUGUGUGUGAAAUUCUUGCUGACAAGGUGGAACGUCUUGAGGUUUUCAUGGGAUUGCCGGAUUCUGUUAAACCACAAUACGUGAUGCGUCUCAUCAAAUCUAAGGGGAAGUAACGAAGUGGUGUUUGUCUAUUUUUUGACCAUUUUGACCAAGCAUGUAGCUCCCUUGUGUAGUAAGGACCUUUUAAGGGCAUUUGGUUUAGUGUAUUUUGGUGAAGGGGAAGUAGAAUAGGAUGUAAAAAGCUUUCUAAUUUACUACAUGGAGCCGUAACAGCAGUUAAGAUUCUGAUAUGAUGUGUGCUAUUGAAACCGUUUCUUUGGAAUUGAAGCAGUUUUUGAGGUUGUAAUUUAAUUAAGACACUUUUAUGGAGCUAAUUGAAGCCUUUUUUAUGGA
Molecule: messenger RNA, 1596 nt
Organism: Salvia miltiorrhiza (redroot sage)
Lineage: Eukaryota; Viridiplantae; Streptophyta; Magnoliopsida; Lamiales; Lamiaceae
Exons: 3
Coding region: 225-1316 (363 amino acids)
Source: RefSeq, a predicted model, not a curated record